This is a messenger RNA of Morone saxatilis (striped sea-bass), 1608 nucleotides long. Its product is annotated as macrophage mannose receptor 1-like. NCBI's taxonomy places the organism in Eukaryota, Metazoa, Chordata, Actinopteri, Moronidae. The record is from RefSeq and is a predicted model, not a curated record.
AAUUCAGGACAGCCCAGUGUAGUAUGUUUGUAAAUAAUGACAUUUGUACUCUGCUUGAAAGGAAGUAUUUUUUAAUGUCUACCUUUCUGCUCAAAGUACCCCAGUACCACUUCAUCAAUAGCUCCCUGACCUGGUAUGAGGCUCAGAACUUCUGCAGAAUGAAGUACUCCGACCUGGCCACCGUGAACAGCAUGAAUGACAAGAACAAGCUGGUCAACACACUGGGCAGUCAUGUGACACACAGCUGGAUCGGGCUUUACAGAGAAGGGACUCGCAGGUGGAUGUGGUCUGAUGGCAGGGGCAGAGCGGACUUCACCAUGUGGCUUGGCGGCAAACCAAGUAACUCAGGCAAUGAAUGGUGUGGAGAGUUGUAUAAGGAAGGCUCGUGGAAGGACGUAGAGUGUAUAAAGGAGAGAAGUUUUGUGUGUUAUGAACGACCCCCGUUUGCUUUGCAGUGGAAAGACCUGAAAUCAACUUUUGCUGUCCUCUUCAUGUUUGUCUAUUUAGGUCAGGAGGAAGGCGAGGAAACAUAUGUGCAUUACUCAGAUAAGUUGAGCUGGAUGAACAGUCAAGAUGUGUGCAGAAUUGAGCACACUGACAUGGCCUAUGUAAGCACAGAGGCGGAUAAUUCAGAAAUUGUCGAUUUAGCCAGUUCAUCGAUGGGCGCCAUAUGGCUGCCAAACACAGUGUGGAUUGGUCUAUUCAAUGAUGCCUGGAUGUGGUCGGAUGGAAGCGAUACCUCCUUCAGGUACUGGACGAGAAGCACGCAGUACGGGGGGAACUGUGCUUCGGUUGCAGCGUCAGAGCAGGGACGCUGGAGUGAAACUCAGUGUAACGAGAAGGCAACGUUUGUCUGCCAGGGCGGCCUCAAAGUAAAGAAGAUGGUAAUAAGGAUGAAGGUGCGCUCUGAUGUGGAUCUCACUGACUCGACGGUCAGUGAGGCACUCCUCAAAAAGUUGGAGACACUCCUGAAACAUCAGCAGAUGACUGACUUCAAUCUCAGCUGGCGAAGUGACAAAAAUGGCAUCAUCUUCCGACGUCAGGAGGAGUUGGAGGCCGGUGAGAAGACAGGAUGCUAAUUGUUAAGCAGUGGUGCCGAUACUGUUUCAAUACUUUUUGGGGAUAAAGUAGGUUGAAUUGUACUUUAGAGGAAUUGAGAGUCAUCACGUUAAUACUAUAUCUAACUUUGUAUUUGUGUGCUGUGUACUUCAAAAGAGGUAAUGAGUUUUAUCCUCUUGAAACUUAUUAGACUUAUUAACAUUUGUGUGGACAAUGUUAGAAAAUUAAAUGUUUCAUGUCACAAAUGAUAAAACUGAUGAGUUAAGAAUUGAAAGCAGUGCUCAGGAAGAAAAAGCAAGCAUUUCAGCAGUGGGUUGGUACACAGGUUUGAGUUACUCAAAAGGAAAUUAGCCAAAUUGUAAAGCAAAAGAUAAAGAGUAAAAGACAGGCAUGGCAUGGGGCGUACACAAGAGAAGAAGAUAUAAUUUGCAGGUGAUCAAAGGGAUGAUCCGGCCUUUACACAUGAAUUAAACAAAUCAAAUGGCAGGUCUGAUACAUUGUAUUGCAGGGAUUCGUGAUUCGUGUGUAGCACAUUAUUUUCCUAAUAAU